Molecule: messenger RNA, 2610 nt
Organism: Molossus molossus (Pallas's mastiff bat)
Lineage: Eukaryota; Metazoa; Chordata; Mammalia; Chiroptera; Molossidae
Gene: B3GALNT2
Product: beta-1,3-N-acetylgalactosaminyltransferase 2
Exons: 11
Coding region: 1-1407 (468 amino acids)
Cellular component (GO): membrane
Molecular function (GO): hexosyltransferase activity
Source: RefSeq, a predicted model, not a curated record
AUGCGAAACUGGCUGGUGCUGCUGUGCCCGUGCGUGCUCGGGGCCGCGCUGCAUCUCUGGCUGCGGCUGCGCUCCCCGCCGCCCGCACGCGCCUCCGCCGGCCACCCCGCAGAUCAACUGGCCCUGUUUCCUCAGUGGAAAUCUAGUCACUAUGAUGUGGUAGUUGGUGUGUUGUCAGCCCGCAAUAACCAUGAACUUCGAAAUGUGAUAAGAAGCACCUGGCUGAAACAUUUAACACAGCAUCCCGAACUAAGUCAACGUGUGCUGGUGAAGUUCAUAAUAGGAGCUCGUGGCUGUGACGUGCCUGUGGAGGACCGGGAAGACCCUUACUCCUGCACACUGCUCAACAUCACGAACCCAGUUUUGAAUCAGGAAAUUGAGGCGUUCAGUUUAUCUGAAGACACUUCAUCAGGGUUCUCUGAGGACCGAGUCGUCAGCGUGAGCUUUCGAGUUCUCUACCCAAUCGUUAUUACCAGUCUCGGGGUGUUUUAUGACGCCAGUGAUGAGGGUUUCCAAAGGAACAUCACCGUCAAGCUUUAUCAGACAGAACAGGAGAGCUUUGAAGGUACAAUCGUGUGGGAGAGCCAAGACCUCCAAGGCCUUGUGUCCCGGAAUCUCCACAGGGUGGCAGUGAAUGAUGGAGGAGGGGUCCUCAGAGUCGUCGCAGCUGGGGAGGGUGCAUUGCCUCAUGAAUUCAUGGAAGGCGUGGAGGGAGUUGCUGGUGGUUUUAUUUAUACUAUUCAGGAAGGUGAUGCUCUUGUACAGAACCUUCAUUCUCGCCCACAAAGAAGUAUUGAUCAUAUAAGAAAUCUCCACGAGGAAGAUGCCUUACUGAAGGAGGAGAGCAGCGUCCAUGAUGAUAUUGUUUUUGUGGAUGUCGUUGACACGUAUAGAAAUGUUCCUGCAAAGUUGUUGAACUUCUAUAAAUGGACUGUGGAAACAACCAGCUUUGAUUUAUUGCUAAAGACAGAUGACGACUGUUACAUAGACUUAGAAGCUGUAUUUAAUAGAAUUGCCCACAAGAACCUGGAUGGACCCAAUUUUUGGUGGGGAAAUUUCAGGUUGAACUGGGCGGUGGAUCGGACGGGAAAGUGGCAGGAGCUGGAGUACCCCAGCCCUGCUUACCCGGCCUUCGCGUGCGGGUCCGGGUACGUGGUCUCCAUGGACAUCGUCCACUGGCUCGCCAGCAAUGCAGGGAGGUUGAAGACUUAUCAGGGGGAAGACGUGAGCAUGGGCAUCUGGAUGGCAGCCAUCGGACCUAGAAGAUACCAGGACGGCCUGUGGCUGUGCGAGAAGGCCUGUGAGCCGGGGAUGCUGUCUUCCCCUCAGCACUCGCCCCGGGAGCUGGCCGACGUCUGGAAGCUGAAGGAGCUGUGCGGCGACCCUUGUCAGUGUGGCGCGAGAUGACCAUCGGGAGGCGCUGUGCUGAGUGGAGAGCCGAGGAGAGCCGGGGGUCUGGCAGGGGGCGCCCGUCGGGAGGUCGGGGCGGGCACUCCUGGGACCGCCGGUAUUAGCGUUUGCACAGAGCUUCCUUUUCUAAAGUCAACCCUGAUGCUGUAGCAUAAGAAAAAUUUAUUUAUAUAUUGGAAGAUUUGAAAAAUACCAAAUAGUUUAUAAAAGAAACAUUAUUUCUAAAUCCUGAUGCAUCAUUUUUGGUUAAAAGUUGGCUUGUUCAGAAAUCUUUAGUAACUGAGAGUUGGUAUUUCAGCCUGGAUUGCAGAAUAGCUUCAUAUAGCAUAAUUAGGACAGUUAAUGUGGGACAAAAACAACUCUCAGAAACGCCGUGUGAUCACUGUGAGCAGUGGUCACUUAUACCAAAGUCUGGGGUUUCUGAAAAUACAUUUUCUGUGGAUGUCUGAAUGAAGUGGGCAGCUUAGACUUGGAAAAAAACCAAUUUAAUUCUCAGUCCUGGACGUUGGUUUUAAAAAUUAAUUUAUUAUUCAGGGUCUAAUGCAAGUUUUCUUUUGCCAUUUCCCAUGAGUCCUGAAAGUCACAGUUUACUACUCCUAUUUAAAAAAUGCUAAAUUUUUGUGAGUAUAAAAACAAAUGCCUCUCAGGGUUUCAGGGCCAUAAGGAAGGAUAUUUCUAAAUAAUUGACAUUUUGAAAGAAUUUUGCUUUCCUCCCAUCUUUGCCUAAUGUUGCCUAAUAGCAGUGCAUUUCAGUCAGAGCUGGGGAUCUUUCAGAGAAGAAUAUAGGCUGAGCUUAGGUGUGACUGCGAGGGAAAGCAUGCGGUCGGUUUCUCUAAGUGCUCUAGAAACAGUGCAAUUGAGACGAGAAAUCGUAGCAUGUAUAUUGUACAUAGUGGAGGAUGUGCCCCCAAGUUUUAAGGGACUUUUCCCUAAAUGACCAACCAAAUCAUUUUAGUAACAUUUUAAACUAGAAGUAUUAAUAGAGAAGUCUAUUAAAACUGGCCUUAUGACAUAACUGUGUUCAGAUUUUAUUAGACUAGCUAGGUUCUAUUUAAUAUGGAGAUCUUCACAUAAUAAAAUGCAGUCAUGAACUAUAAAUAUGAAAUAAAAUCAGAAAAUCAUUAGUAGGUACAAAGCCUUUAUUUUUAUAUACAAGCCUAGAAAUGGUCUCUUCCUGAAGAAAAGUACAACCUUUUCUAU